Anastrepha ludens (Mexican fruit fly) is the source of this 383-nucleotide messenger RNA. RefSeq lists its product as uncharacterized. The transcript is spliced from 2 exons. The record is from RefSeq and is a predicted model, not a curated record. Lineage: Eukaryota; Metazoa; Arthropoda; Insecta; Diptera; Tephritidae. The coding region runs from base 3 to 383 and encodes 126 amino acids.
AAAUGCAUGAAGCUUUGCUUAAAAGAUUUGAAAAGUACUUCCUGAUUCAGCCUGACGCUUGGGAUGCUGUUAUUGCCGCUAUUUCUGUCCCUGACAUUAAGUUGCGAUUUGUGAAAGCUCUUUUAGAAACAGCUAAAACGCAAACAGAAGAGGAAGUUAAAAAAAUGUUCAACACUUAUGUGGUCAAGUAUGGAAAAGUAGCCUGUGCCAAAACUCGUAUUCUACCUCAACCACCUCAAAAAACAUUUUUUGACUUCGGGGAUGAAAGUAAUGAUAUUAGCAUACAAUGUGGUUCCACUGACUCGGAAAAUUAUCUGCAAGAAACGCUAUUAUACCUGGCCGAACGAGAAGAAACAACAAGGCUAUCAAUAUCAGACUAUUAA